This is a messenger RNA of Cladocopium goreaui, 809 nucleotides long. NCBI's taxonomy places the organism in Eukaryota, Dinophyceae, Suessiales, Symbiodiniaceae. The record is from the annotation of a GenBank genome assembly.
AGGCACAAGCAGAAGGCAACAUGCCCGGAUGGUAUGCCUGUCAGAUGCUACCGGAUCCAUGUCUGGUCUUUGGAGAAGUGCGCAGGGCACCAUCAAUGCCAUGAUACGCCGCAUCAACGAAAUUGGUGGAAACAAUUUCGAAAUUUUGUGGGUGGCAUACCGUGACUAUAGUGAAGGUGGCAGAAUCCUGGAGUCUUCUGGAUGGGCUGCAGAUGCAAGCCAAUUGCAGAAUUUCGUGAAUGGAAUCCAUUGUCACGGUGGUGACGACUGCGAGGAAGCUGUUGAACACGCUUUGCAACUGGCACGAAAUGAACAUCGCCUGAAAACCAUCUCCCGUGUGAUCCUCAUUGGAGAUGCACCUCCCCACUUUGAGAAGAAAGGCCAAGUUCUUACAGGCCACCCAGGAGUAGUGUUGGUCACGGACUACAUGAGAGAGGCAGAGGAACUCCGAAAGCUUGGGGUGCCUGUGCACUGCUUCCGGGUCGGAAACCACGAGGGCACCAAAGAGACUUUCCAGAGUAUUGCAACUGCAACAGGUGGACAGUUUUCGGACCUGAGUCCUGAUGCUUUGAUACAUGCCGUGUGCACAAACGUCUUGAUGGACAUCGGUGGGGAAGAACUUGUGAUGGAGUACAGGGAGCGAUUCCAGUGAUUCAGAUGUCGUCAGCUUGAUACUGAUCACUGGAAACUGGAUGAUGGCAUGUACAGACUUCAAAUCUGGGCUCGUCACACGCCAGCUGCUUGCUGUUUUGUGAUUGAGACUCCAGCCGUUCAAAGGGCCUCUUCUCAUGAUCCAACCUAUGUUGUGC